AUGCGUAAUAGACGCCGAAACUGGAGACGUGGGCUUCGCAAAGAGAAUGCCGUACUCCUUAUUGACACCUAUAUACCCAUAGUUGCUAAGACGUUCAUGGUUGACCUGAUCGAUCUCAUUCUUGAGAAUGGCCUGCCCAUCGUCUGGGCACUGCGCUAUGCAGACUACUGGGACCAGCGCAUUUGCACCACGGAUGUCAUUCGCGCAUCGGUACUGCAAACAAUGCAAGUAAGCGCCGAUCGCUUGCUUGAAAGUUCAUUCCUAGUGACCGUAGAGCAGCUCCGGGAAGCAGCAAGCCUUGGUGAAUGCGUUUUCAUCCUAAUGUACUUACUUUCUAGUAUCAGCCACGCAUUCAUCGCACUGGAUGCUGACCUCCUAGCACACGAACCAGCACAUGAACGAAGUUUGGCUCUGGAAAUGCUAGACAUGUUGAGAUCGAAGCUGCCGGGGAAUAUUAAGAUUUUAAUAGCCAUAUCCAGUGUCAGUCGAGCUUAUGCCGAAGAACUCGAGCACUCGAACGCCUACUUCCACAAGCGAGCAUUUUUCCCGAUGACCUCAUCACACUACGCACUCCGAUGUCGGACAGGAUCUUACCAAUGUUUUCAGUCUCCGUUCGUCCCAUGGCGUGAGCGAAGUUGUACCUCCCUGACCAAUGAAAUGAUUGUUUGUAGUUCCAUUUACAGAGGAAAAUCGAUGCCUUAUACAUUCGAUUACACGGAUGUUCAUCAUUCCGCUCGCUCCAUUUCUUCAGGAUCGGGGUACUGGAAGUAUAUUGAAUUGCAUUCUAGUCGUACAAAACAAAUCGGUCCAAUAAUUUGUCUCCUAGUAGGUGUGUGUGCGGCAUUGCAUUUUAAUAUGGUCUGGAUUUUAGUGUCAAAGUGUGGCGUGCUCCGAUUUCCAAUGUACUGGGUAUUUAUCCUUCAAACCGGAGUAUACUGGAUCCAAGUAAUUCCAUUUGACAUAAACCGAGAUGUAGUACUACAAUCCGGUAUGUUUCCAUUUACUAACAAGAGAACAUUAGUCCUACAAAAAGAAGUGAUCCUAGCUCAUUUAUUUCAACUCAGUGACAUGCCAUCACUUCGAGUAUUAGUCGUGCAAAACCAAGUACUCUCGGCUGAUAUAUUAAGUACGCUUCCUGUCGCAAACCUCCUGGGACAUUUUCGCCUCAGUGAUCUUGAUCAAGCUAGAAUUAAACCCAAUCUUACAUUCUUCUUUACAAGCUUCUACUCCCAGGAAGAUCCUGGGCUGGUAUCGCCCAACAGAGUCGAAUACCGUCAACGGUACCAAAGCCCUCACCUGCCAGAUCUCGUCAUCAAGUACGGGGAGAAAGGGCAACGCAAACACGCUGUUUAUCGUCUGGCAUUAGCAAGUUCUUCCAAAUGGUUGUACAGAGCGUUCGAGCAUUAUUGGAAACUAAAACCCACGAUGCUCACCUCCAAGAAGACUACCGCACGUGAAAAUUGGAGCAGGCGAAACUACGCCACAUGA
Molecule: messenger RNA, 1488 nt
Organism: Lindgomyces ingoldianus
Lineage: Eukaryota; Fungi; Ascomycota; Dothideomycetes; Pleosporales; Lindgomycetaceae
Exons: 12
Coding region: 1-1488 (495 amino acids)
Source: RefSeq, a predicted model, not a curated record